Messenger RNA from Piliocolobus tephrosceles (Ugandan red Colobus), 2965 nucleotides. RefSeq names its product lysyl-tRNA synthetase 1 (gene KARS1). Gene Ontology annotation, cellular component: cytoplasm; cytosol; mitochondrion. Gene Ontology annotation, molecular function: ATP binding; tRNA binding; ATP:ADP adenylyltransferase activity. The transcript has 14 exons. NCBI's taxonomy places the organism in Eukaryota, Metazoa, Chordata, Mammalia, Primates, Cercopithecidae. Bases 7 to 2793 code for a protein of 928 amino acids. The record is from RefSeq and is a predicted model, not a curated record. Gene Ontology annotation, biological process: diadenosine tetraphosphate biosynthetic process; positive regulation of macrophage activation; lysyl-tRNA aminoacylation.
GGCAAGAUGGACGCCAGGCAGCCAGGAAAAAGACCCCAACCCCAUCCGCGCAGCUGUCCGCGAGGCCCCGCGCACAGCCUCCUCACCCCCGCUAUCCGCGGCCUCCGGGUCCUCCUCCGCCUUCCGCUUGAGCUUCUGGGAGGAGGGGCUAACCGGCGCGUCCCCCAGCAGGUACUUAUGCUCCUGGCCCCGCAGGUGCUUGAGGUAGCGGUCCUUCAGGGACUGCCACGAGUGCUGCGUGAGCGAGCUCUUCUCCAUCGCUUUCCACAAGGCGUUACCGGUGACGGAACUGGGCGAGCGGGCAUUUUCCUUCACGUAGGUCAGGAUGGCUACGUCGUCCGCAUCCGUGAAGGCGAUCCGACCCGCGAGCCGCUGCGGCUCCGGCUCUGCGGCGCCCUCGGCCAGGGCCCCGGGCUUUGCUUCCGAGCCAGUGUCUGCCGCCGAGGCGGAGCCCAGCCGAUAGGCCUCCAGCUCCAGCCUCUCGUUGCGCUCCACGCAGUCCAGGAUGUACUGCGUGGAGAUGAAAUCACCCGAGGCCUCGGCCAGCGCCUCCCCGGGCUGGGCCAGCAGCACCGCCCCGGGCUCCUGCACCCGGCACACGGUGCCGCCGCCGUGCAGGAUGAGCGUCGACAGCCGGCGCUUGGCCGGGCUGGGCCGCACGUAGAAGGACAUGGAGCUGCCGUCCUCCCUCACGAACAGAGUCGAGGAAUGGGUGGGCCCGUUGGGGUCUUUGCCCAAAUCCAUCGCCUCCGCCAUGUCUCACGCCGAGCACUACUAGGAGAGCUGCCUCCUCACGAGCGCCUGGCACACAGAGCGCGACUGACUGAGCUGUCGCAGCAGACGCCUCAGAUACGAAGCGCAGCACUGGGCCUGCGCAACAGCAGCCGCGGCGCAAUGAGAGCGCCUUCCCCCUCUCCCCCGGAAGAGGUGGGGCUUCGCACCUUGACCUGGAAAUUAACGUACCAUCCUACUUACUUUUGGGUCGGGCCCUCCGGAAAGAUGGCAGCGGUGCAGGCGGCCGAGGUGAAAGUGGAUGGCAGCGAGCCGAAACUGAGCAAGAAUGAGCUGAAGAGACGCCUGAAAGCCGAGAAGAAAGUAGCAGAGAAGGAGGCAAAGCAGAAGGGGCUCAGUGAGAAACAGCUAAGCCAAGCCACUGUGGCUGCCACCAGCCACACCACUGACAAUGGUGUGGGUCCUGAGGAAGAGAGCCUGGACCCAAAUCAAUACUACAAAAUCCGCAGUCAAGCAAUUCAUCAGCUGAAGGUCAAUGGGGAAAAUCCGUACCCACACAAGUUCCAUGUUGACAUCUCACUCACUGACUUCAUCCAGAAAUAUAGUCAUCUGCAGCCUGGGGAUCACCUGACUGACAUCACCUUAAAGGUGGCAGGUAGGAUCCAUGCCAAAAGAGCUUCUGGGGGAAAGCUCAUCUUCUAUGAUCUUCGAGGAGAGGGAGUGAAGUUGCAAGUCAUGGCCAAUUCCAGAAAUUAUAAAUCAGAAGAAGAAUUUAUUCAUAUUAAUAACAAACUGCGUCGGGGAGACAUAAUUGGAGUUCAGGGGAAUCCUGGGAAAACCAAGAAGGGUGAGCUGAGCAUUAUUCCGUAUGAGAUCACACUGCUGUCUCCCUGUUUGCAUAUGUUACCUCAUCUUCACUUUGGCCUCAAAGACAAGGAAACAAGGUAUCGCCAGAGAUACCUGGACUUGAUCCUGAAUGACUUCGUUAGGCAGAAAUUUAUCAUCCGCUCUAAGAUGAUCACAUAUAUAAGAAGUUUCCUGGAUGAGCUGGGAUUCCUAGAGAUUGAAACUCCCAUGAUGAACAUCAUCCCAGGGGGAGCUAUGGCCAAGCCUUUUAUCACUUAUCACAACGAGCUGGACAUGAACUUAUAUAUGAGAAUUGCUCCAGAACUCUAUCAUAAGAUGCUUGUGGUUGGUGGCAUCGACCGAGUUUAUGAAAUUGGACGCCAGUUCCGGAAUGAGGGGAUUGAUUUGACGCACAAUCCUGAGUUCACCACCUGUGAGUUCUACAUGGCCUAUGCAGACUAUCACGACGUCAUGGAAAUCACAGAGAAGAUGGUUUCAGGGAUGGUGAAGCAUAUUACAGGCAGUUACAAGGUCACCUACCACCCAGAUGGCCCAGAGGGCCAAGCCUACGAUAUUGACUUCACCCCACCCUUCCGGCGAAUCAAUAUGAUAGAAGAGCUUGAGAAAGCCCUGGGGAUGAAGCUGCCAGAAACUAAUCUCUUUGAAACUGAAGAAACUCGCAAAAUUCUUGAUGAUAUCUGUGUGGCAAAAGCUGUUGAAUGCCCUCCACCUCGGACCACAGCCAGGCUCCUGGACAAGCUUGUUGGGGAGUUCCUGGAAGUGACUUGCAUCAAUCCUACAUUCAUCUGUGAUCACCCACAGAUAAUGAGCCCUUUGGCUAAAUGGCACCGCUCUAAAGAGGGUCUGACUGAGCGCUUUGAACUGUUUGUCAUGAAGAAAGAGAUAUGCAAUGCCUACACUGAGCUGAAUGAUCCCAUGCGGCAGCGGCAGCUUUUUGAAGAACAGGCCAAGGCCAAGGCUGCAGGUGAUGAUGAGGCCAUGUUCAUAGAUGAAAACUUCUGUACUGCCCUGGAAUACGGGCUGCCCCCGACAGGUGGCUUUGGCAUGGGCCUUGACCGAGUCGCCAUGUUUCUCACGGACUCCAACAACAUCAAGGAAGUACUUCUGUUUCCGGCCAUGAAACCCGAAGACAAGAAAGAGAAUGUAGCAACCCCUGAUACGCUGGAAAGCACAACAGUUGGCACUUCUGUCUAGAAAAUAAUAAUUGCAAGUUGUAUAACUCAGGCGUCUUUGCAUUUCUGCGAAAGAUCAAGUCUGCAAGAGAAUUCUUGUGUGCUGCUUUCCAUAUGACACCGCAGUUUGGUUCAGCCAUUAGAAGAGAAACAAGGAAUUAAAAUUUUCUUUUUAAUCCUUGUUACCAAAUAAA